CUCUCUGCCGCAGCUCUCCCAGCCCUCAGACCGAAUCUCUAUCUUCCCUCUUUCGAUUUCCAGCCACGGCAACCAGUGAUUUAAACUGUCUUUUUCGCUGCGCGGUGAAAGGUUGCGUUUAUCCGGGCUGUUCCCGGCGGCUAAACGGGGUGGCAACAAAUAGAGCAGUUAAUACGUAGAAAACAAGACUGAAAACCAAACAAAACUUGGAUCUGUUGCGUUUGUGUUCCGUAAACAACGCGGAACGUACCUCAAUCUCUCUUGUGAUUAUUUCCUCUUUUCUCUCGAGAAAAGGCUGUUGGAUUGGGUUCGAGCAGACGGGAUUCUUACUUCUCAACGGCGAGAUAUAAAAAGUUUUGACCCGUUUUUAGCCUAAACGCGGAGGACACAUUUUACAUGCAGGAAAAGCGACGAAUUCCAUCCUGCUGCUUGACUGGCAUCAAUUCUAAAGUUAGUUUCCAGAUGCAGAGUAAACAAACACGGGUUGCAAGCGAAAAAAGACAUUGCCUAACAGUGCAAGCGUUUACUUAGAGACCCUUUGCGUCUAUCUUCAUUUGGAGUUUUGAGGAGAAGGCUUGUUUUUGAGGAGCAGGGCUUGCUUCUCGAUGCACUGAAUGAGGAACGUCCCAUGUGCGGCUUUCACCUUUUCUGAAACCCUUCAGACCCACGGAAGUUUCUCUGUGGUACAUCUUGAGUACAAUACAUCCCUUUAAUACCUUGCUGCUGCAGUAAAAUGUCUUACCUGGAUCAUCCCCUUCAGAAACACUUCCUCUGAUGCACGUUUGCUCUCAAAACAGUUCUGCUCAACGUCCUGGCAACUUGUGAACACUGUAUCACCUACCUGAAGCAUUCCGUCAUCGUCCAGUCUUACGUUUACAAGUGGAUUGAUCCGAAGUCUCACGUCCUGACGCGUGACUGAAACUCAGCAAGUCAAAAUGGCUAACAACACUGCAGACCACCCACCUGGGAACUCGGUCGCCGAGGUCGACCACGAAGGCGACUUUGGCAUCACGACGAUGCAGCUCCGUGAGCUGAUGGAGCUCCGCAGUAGCGAGGCAGUCAACAAGAUUGCAGAAUGCUACGGAGACGUGCAAGGGAUCUGCCGCAGGCUCAAGACCUCACCUGUCGAGGGCCUCUCUGGUAACCCUGCUGAUUUGGAAAAGCGUCACACGGCGUUUGGUAAAAACUUCAUCCCCCCCAAGAAGCCCAAGACCUUUCUGCAGUUGGUAUGGGAGGCCCUGCAGGAUGUCACCCUCAUUAUUCUGGAGGUGGCAGCCAUUAUUUCUCUCGGCCUGUCCUUCUACCAUCCACAAGGGGAAGGCAACGACAACUGUGGCCAAGCAUCUGGGGGUGUUGAGGAUGAGGGUGAGGCCCAGGCAGGCUGGAUCGAAGGUGCUGCCAUCUUGUUCUCGGUCAUUAUCGUUGUGCUGGUGACCGCCUUCAAUGACUGGAGUAAAGAAAAGCAGUUCCGUGGGCUGCAGAGCCGCAUCGAGCAGGAACAGAAGUUCACGGUCAUCCGCAUGGGUCAGGUCAUCCAGAUCCCGGUGGCUGAAAUCGUUGUGGGAGAUAUUGCACAAAUCAAAUACGGUGACCUUCUCCCAGCUGAUGGUAUUUUGAUCCAAGGUAAUGACCUGAAGAUUGAUGAAAGCUCUCUGACUGGGGAGUCCGAUCAUGUCCGCAAAUCUCUGGAGAAGGAUCCCAUGCUUCUUUCUGGAACUCACGUGAUGGAGGGAUCUGGCCGAAUGGUGGUCACUGCCGUGGGCCUGAAUUCUCAGACUGGAAUCAUUUUCACCCUUUUGGGCGCCGGCAGUGAGGAUGAAGAGAAGAAGGUGAAGAAAGGUAAAAAACAAGGACCCCCUGAAAAUCGCAACAAAGCUAAGACCCAGGAUGGCAUUGCUUUGGAGAUCCAACCGCUGAAGAGUGAGGAAGGUGGGGAGUCAGAGGAGAAGGAGGAGAAAGAAGAAAAGGAGAAAAGGAAGGUCAACGUCACCAAGAAAGAAAAGUCGGUCCUUCAGAGCAAGCUGACCAGGCUAGCUGUUCAGAUUGGAAAAGCAGGUCUCAUCAUGUCUGCUGUGACCGUCAUCAUCCUCAUCCUGUACUUUGUCAUUGAUACAUUUGGCGUCCAGGGCCGCGAGUGGACAGCAGAGUGCACUCCAAUCUACAUUCAAUACUUUGUGAAGUUUUUCAUUAUUGGCGUGACCGUGCUGGUGGUAGCCGUGCCUGAGGGGCUCCCUCUAGCUGUCACUAUCUCCCUGGCUUAUUCUGUCAAGAAAAUGAUGAAAGACAACAACCUGGUGAGGCACCUGGAUGCCUGUGAGACCAUGGGUAAUGCCACUGCCAUCUGCUCUGACAAAACUGGAACGCUGACUAUGAAUCGCAUGACAGUGGUCCAGGCUUUCAUAGGUGACACACACUAUAAAAGCGUUCCUGAAUCAGAGGCCAUUAAUCCAGAGACUCUUGAGAUGCUGGUGAACAGCAUCUCCAUAAACUCAGCCUACACUACCAAGAUCCUGCCUCCUGAGAAGGAGGGAGGUCUGCCAAGGCACGUGGGUAAUAAGACAGAGUGUGCCCUUCUCGGUCUGGUAUUAGACCUGAAGAGAGACUAUCAGCCUAUUAGAGAUGAGGUUCCUGAGGAGAAACUUUAUAAGGUUUACACAUUCAACUCCUCCCGGAAGAGCAUGAGCACUGUACUAAAGAACACCAGUGGUCCCGGCUUCCGAAUGUACAGCAAAGGCGCCUCUGAGAUUGUCCUGCGCAAGUGUUCCCAUAUCCUUGAUGCUUCAGGCCAGCCACGUGUCUUCAAGGCCAAAGAUCGGGAUGAGAUGGUGCGGAAAGUGAUCGAGCCAAUGGCCUGUGACGGGUUAAGGACCAUUUGCAUAGCCAUGAGGGACUUCACAACAGAGCCAGACUGGGACAACGAGGCUGACAUUCUGAAUGACCUGACCUGCAUCUGUGUUGUGGGCAUUGAAGACCCUGUUCGCCAUGAGGUUCCUGAGGCUAUCUCUAAAUGUCAGCGAGCAGGCAUCACUGUCCGUAUGGUCACUGGAGACAACAUCAACACAGCCCGUGCCAUCGCCACCAAAUGUGGAAUCCUGCAGCCUGGAGAGGACUUCCUGUGCCUGGAAGGCAAAGACUUCAACCAGCAGAUUCGCAAUGACAAAGGAGAGGUUGAACAAGAGCGUCUUGACAAGGUCUGGCCCAAACUUCGUGUUCUGGCUCGUUCCUCGCCAACAGACAAACACACUCUGGUUAAAGGCAUCAUUGACAGCACAGUUGGAGAAACCAGACAGGUGGUGGCUGUGACUGGAGACGGCACUAACGACGGACCUGCCCUCAAAAAAGCGGAUGUUGGCUUUGCUAUGGGUAUAGCGGGCACAGAUGUUGCAAAGGAGGCCUCUGACAUCAUCCUUACCGAUGACAACUUCACCAGUAUCGUCAAAGCUGUGAUGUGGGGGCGCAAUGUCUACGACAGCAUCUCCAAGUUUUUGCAGUUUCAAUUGACUGUCAAUGUGGUGGCAGUGAUUGUUGCUUUCACUGGGGCCUGCAUCACACAGGACUCUCCACUUAAAGCUGUUCAGAUGUUGUGGGUCAAUCUGAUUAUGGAUACACUGGCUUCUUUGGCUCUGGCAACGGAACCCCCAACAGAAGCGCUCCUGCUGAGGAGACCUUACGGACGAGACAAGCCACUCAUUUCCAGGACUAUGAUGAAGAACAUCUUGGGUCAUGCUGUUUACCAACUUAUCAUCACAUUUACUCUUCUCUUUGCUGGUGAGAAAAUCUUUAACAUUGAUAGUGGCCGCAACUCCCCUCUACACUCCCCACCAUCCGAACACUACACCAUAAUCUUCAACGUCUUCGUCAUGAUGCAGCUUUUCAAUGAGAUCAAUGCCCGCAAAAUCCACGGAGAGAGGAACGUGUUUGAAGGAAUUUACAGGAACCCCAUUUUCUGCUGCGUUGUUCUGGGAACCUUUGCUCUGCAGAUAAUCAUAGUGCAGUUUGGAGGGAAGCCGUUCUCUUGCACGGCCCUCACCAUCGAUCAGUGGCUCUGGUGUGUCUUCAUAGGAGUUGGUGAGCUGCUUUGGGGCCAGUUCAUCUCUGCCAUCCCCACACACCGCCUCAAAUUCUUGAAGGAGGCUGGUCACGGCAUCCCCAAAGGGGACAUCUCCGAGGAGGUGCUAACCGAAGGUGCAGAUGAAAUUGACCUUGCUGAGAUGGAGCUGCGCAGAGGACAGAUCCUGUGGUUCAGAGGACUCAACCGCAUUCAGACUCAGAUGGAUGUGGUUUAUACAUUCCAGACGGGCCAAACGGCGGUGCCUGGGGCCCUGCGUCGCCAGCCCUCCGUGGUCAGUCAGCAGAACGACAUUAAGGUGGUGAACGCAUUCCGCAGCUCCCUAUACGAGGGCCUAGAGAAGCCAGAAUCCAGAAGCUCCAUCCAUAACUUCAUGUCCCACCCUGAGUUUGUACCCCUCUCCGAGGAGGAACCCCACGUCCCCACAAUAGAUGAGGGCUGUGUAGAGAUUGAGCACCGCCCCUCCUCUUCCAGAAACGGAGGUGGCGGUGAACCCCCGGACCGCUCUCUUCACAGCCAUGAAUUCUCUGUGUGACCCUUCCAUCAUUCUCCAGUGCAACUGCCCCAAAAUCAUCAUUUUUUUGUUUUGUUUGUUGUGUUUUUAAAACCUGUGCACCACUCCUUCGGUGGAGCCCUGCUGAUGCACAUCUGAGAGACAGCACCUACAGCGGCCGAUGGGGCGACUACGAUCCCUUUCACCUCUCCUCCAUCCUCCCCACCCCUCUGCCCCUCUCAACUUGCACUGUGUCAGCGACAGCAGCGCUCUGUAAGUACAUGCGGCAGUGCUGCAGCCCAUGUGACGCAUGGCCUAACUUACACACUAGAGGGCAACGCUGUGGCAAAUGUCCUCUCUCAGCCUGUCACUGGCAUUUUUAUCUCUUCUACAGUUGUGAUUUUUCUCAUUUUUAUAUUGUCACGUCUCUGGUCUUGUGUAAUGCUGUAAUCAUUUUUGUUAUUUGUCCCAGGACUCUGUUACAUAGUUUUUGUUUUGUUUUUUUGCUGAUACAGCCGAUUAUGUUCAUGCACUCAGUUGCUGUUUGAAUAGAUUUUGCUCUCUUUUUUUUCAUCUUUCGAUUUGCUCUGUUUUAAGGUGGAUUGAAAAACAUGGCAGUGAAGCUACCUAUGUUCUUUUAGUUUUUAAAAUGAUUUUAUGAUCUAAUAGAUGUUUUAAGUAGUUCAGACACACUACAUUCUUGUUCUGUUUUCCGAGGUUGUCAUACAAUGCUGUUUGGCUCAUUUUGGGUUUCCUGUCACUUUAUAUGUACAGAUAUAAGGCUGCUAUAGUGAACGUUAGCAGAAUAAAAGACUAAUAAACUUAUUUGAUAGCUAAGUUAAGAAUACCUGAUUGGCUCUUAAGGGGGCAGGGAGGGCCAUCUUACACAUCAUCUCAUCGAAAUCACACCCAAUGGGCAUCUCUAGUCUCUUGUUAAUGUUCAUCUGCCUCAAAAGAAAUGCCUGGCUAAUUGACCAAGUACUUUAUCAAAGGUACAGCACCUCAUCAUAGUGUGCAUGUAUCUGUCUUUAGGUUCAUCUGUGUCUGAUUGUAUGGGAAUGGUUAAUUGUAAUACUAAUCUUUAUGGGAUAAUGACUAAUGAAUAGGAUUUUCCUUUUUCUUGUUUCCUCUUUCAGAAAAAAAAUGCGAUAGGAAUGAUUCUGUAUGUGUGUACUUUCAAAUCCAGUCUUUUUCUCAUCUCAGCUCUGCAGUUAGGUGUCCUCCUUGUUAUCUAACAUAAGGCUGUGCUCCACAUAAGCUCCAAGUUAAGCAGACGGCACUGGUAGAGCUCCAAAAUCCCAUCCCUGAACUUAGCCUGUGAGGGUAAGGAUACUGCACGUACUGUAGUAAGCAUGCUUUUGCUAUUACAAAAAAAAAAAAAAGAAAGAAAACACUCAAACACACAAUAGCAUGCAGCAAGGGCCUCUGUUGGACCCUGUGAGCUCUGUUGAAACCUGGGUGACAAACUAGAUUGGACUGUUUUCAUAAGAGUGCGGCCUCAACGACAUGUGCUUUUUAUUAGCCGAAACAUACUACUACCAUAGACCGACCUUCCUCUCAUACCAAUCUAGGUUCGAUGGAUUCCUCAAAUUAUACCUUUUUCUACUUGCUCAGAGCCAUAUUUUAUAGAUUGUUCUUUUAUAUCCCAUUUUUGCAGUUUAUUUUAUAUUUCCAACCAAAUUCUAAAAACACACAGAGAGUCACUGCCUAAAGAAAAAAGGAAAAAAAUCCCUGGAUGGACCACUUUAAUGUUUACGGAAAGGUUCCACAGCAGUCGGCUGAUGCUGCACUUCCCCCUACUGGCAAUUUUUGUUAUUUCACUUAAGUGGAACAUGGUAUGUUAUUGUGGGUAAGCAUGCAUGAAUUUCAUAUAAAACUCAAUGCUUUGUUCCUUUUUUACAAUUGUUCUGUAUUUUUAUAUUAAGUACUUUUUAAUAUUUUGGAAAAAUAUAUAAAUAUAGGUGUAUAGGCCAGAGAGUUUGGUGACAUGACAAAUUAGUAAAAUAAGCAGUUUAGUAUUUAUAUAUGUAUGCCGUGUUUGUAACCAAAUGCGGUGUCAGAUUAGAUGUCCGAGCUGAGAAAGUUCUGUGUUUACUCUAAAGUCAAGGGGUCUGGUCGAGUUCUCAAUUUAAUGGCCUUAUCCUGAAUUGUGUACUCCAAAUCUGCAGCCAUAGGUUAAUGUGCUGGCUGUGCAAAGUCUUUAAAAUAAUAUUAUUUGCCACCUAAUUGGAAUCUAUUGAACUAAAGUCGAGAAAUGUUAAAGGAUUUCAACUUUUAUGUUCUUUCUGUGAGAUUUCUGUAUCACCCAUUAAAGUGGCAAAGUGUUGGCUAUCGAAAAUAGAGAUCAUUACGUAUUCUCUGUGUUGUCAUCAUUUUAACUUUGAUUUGUCUUUGUGAAAACAUUUUUGUCAUAUGCAGCUCUGGAUAUAAAUUAAGCAUACAUACUGUAUGUUACACGAAAAUACAAAAUGUAUUUGACUUCAUUUGGAAGCAGUCAGACGGUUUCCAGUUAGAGCUUUAUAUAAAUUCUGCCAAAGUGUUGCUUUGUACAGUCAGUUCUGACUUAUGUCUUUGUUCUUGUUCAUUUGGAAUAACUUAUAACUGGAUUUCAUCCUUAUUUGGACAUUUCCUUCCCAUGAGGAUCUAAAAUAUGCCCCUUCAUUUUUAUUUUUUCAUUACUUGAUCAUAAUGGAUGCAGAAAAAAGGGGGAAACGAUCAAAGCCAUUGUCUUUAAUUUUCUUUUCUGGUUCCCUUUAACAGCUCCUUCUGUUAUUGCACAUGUUUUUCUCUCUCGCAUUGUGUAAACUGAGAAUCGCUUCAAGGUGUCGUGCAAUAACUUAGAAUUUUAAUGCAUUACUACUCUACUGAUGUUGUCUGACAGUUCUUGUUUGCUUGGUUGGGGACGGGAGGAAAUUAUACACCACAGCUGUAAAUAAAAGAUCGUUUUAAAACUGGAA
Messenger RNA from Cyprinus carpio (common carp), 7519 nucleotides. Its product is annotated as plasma membrane calcium-transporting ATPase 2-like. The record is from RefSeq and is a predicted model, not a curated record. Lineage: Eukaryota; Metazoa; Chordata; Actinopteri; Cypriniformes; Cyprinidae. Gene Ontology annotation, cellular component: membrane; intracellular membrane-bounded organelle. The transcript has 22 exons. Gene Ontology annotation, molecular function: P-type calcium transporter activity; ATP binding; PDZ domain binding. Gene Ontology annotation, biological process: regulation of cytosolic calcium ion concentration; calcium ion transmembrane transport. The coding region runs from base 936 to 4604 and encodes 1222 amino acids.